Molecule: messenger RNA, 546 nt
Organism: Acomys russatus (golden spiny mouse)
Lineage: Eukaryota; Metazoa; Chordata; Mammalia; Rodentia; Muridae
Gene: Selenow
Product: selenoprotein W
Exons: 7
Coding region: 1-375 (124 amino acids)
Biological process (GO): response to selenium ion
Cellular component (GO): cytosol
Source: RefSeq, a predicted model, not a curated record
AUGGCGCUAGCCGUUCGAGUCGUGUAUUGGGACUCCCUUCCCGCUCCUGGUCCUUUGUGCCAGGAACGCCCUUCCCUGCUCACCAUCCUCUGUGCCAGUGCCCCUCCUCCACCCCCGCUGUGUUCCUCAGUCUUUCUAGCCGGGACUGGCUAUAAGCCCAAGUAUCUCCAGCUCAAGGAGAAGCUAGAAAAUGAGUUCCCGGGAUGCCUGGACAUCUGUGGCGAGGGGACUCCCCAGGUCACCGGGUUCUUUGAAGUGACUGUAGGCGGGAAGUUGGUUCACUCCAAGAAGAGAGGUGAUGGCUACGUGGAUACAGAAAGCAAGUUCCGGAAACUGGUGACCGCCAUCAAAGCUGCCCUGGCUCAGUGCCAGUGAGUCCUGGAGGCAGAGUCCUGAGACCUCCUGGCCAUCUCUCUUGGCAGCCGCUUCAUGACCGGAAGGACUGAAAUGUCUCAAAGACCUUGGUCUUUCCUUGAUGUUCCUGCGGCCACCAAGUCUGGCCAGAGAUUGCCUCUGUGUGUGUGUGUGUGUGCCUCCCCAGAAUCU